This is a messenger RNA of Clonostachys rhizophaga, 4389 nucleotides long. The record is from the annotation of a GenBank genome assembly. NCBI's taxonomy places the organism in Eukaryota, Fungi, Ascomycota, Sordariomycetes, Hypocreales, Bionectriaceae.
AUGGCUGAAGAUUCCAACAUCGAUGAAUUGCCGGAGAGAACUCUCUUCAACGAUAGGUGGGACGGUUCACAGCAGGAAUCCGACAAUUGCUCGUCAAAUUCAGAAUCUCCUGGGCUUGAGGAGGAUUCUUUAUCAGAAGACACAACGGUCGCUGAUAGUCCAAGGACACCCCCAGAGUCUGAGGAAGCAAAAAUGGUCACCGUUACAGUGUCCGAGAAUGCAGAACCAGGAGACGCUACAGAAAGUCCAGGAGGGUUAGAGUAUAACAACCAGGAGAAAACCCGAGAGGGGAAGUUGGCGCUAAGUCCUGUUCAUUCAUUGGAAAUCGAUGAAAUGCCCUCAGAAGCACCAGAAACACCAGAAGCGACGCGGACAGAUAUUCAGGAUGGUCCCUCUCCGGAUACUCUCAUCAUCACUUCGAAGAAACUUCCAAGACGUCGCCGUCGACGUAUGCGGCCAUCAUGGCGCACAUGGGAUGAGGAACUAAUGCCGUUUGGGAACAUGAAGGGCGUGUUGAAUGAUGAUUAUGAUGAUGAUAUAACAGUCCGCAGCGACUGUAGCGACAAUGCUGAACCGAACAAGGACCAGGUCGCCGUAACUGAGGAUUGGUCAGAGUCAGUGUUCGAUGAUGAAAAUCUGGACUCGAUGCUAGAUGACUCACCCAGCCGGCUUGAAUGGUUGCGACAAAAGCGAGACAAGAAUGAGAAGAACGAGCAUCUUGACCGGCUGAUGUCGAUGGUUGGUCUCGAGCAGAUCAAAGCGCAUUUCCUUGCCGUAAAAGACCGAGUAGAUGCUGCUAAACGCUGGAAGGAAGACAUGAAGAGCAUAAACCUCGAUUUGAUCUUACACGGAAAUGAUGGGACUGGCAAGAGAAGGAUCGCAUGGCUGUACGCUGAGUUCCUCUAUAGCAUUGGCGCCAUUCCGAGACGUAGCUUUGAACGAAUGUCGGGAUACAGCAUAGAAGAUGAGACUAGUGAGGCGACGGUGACAUUCUUUGAUGAUGCGGAUCGAAUUGAUCAAAUAUCUGAUAUCACGAACAUCCUCGAGGCUCUAAAAAAGAGGCCAGAUCCCACCGUUCUCAUCCUGUCGUAUAGGAUACUGAAGAAAGAAUCCAUAGAGGCUCUCGACCACACUGAGGAAUCACGGGAUCGUCUUCCCAAGCCCGUUGUUCUCAAGAACUACGACGAGGAUGAGACCGCGGCGCUCCUCAAGCGGCUGGUUAAAAGCAGGCCAGAAUUUGAUGAAGCUAAUAACCAAGAACUAAUCCUACGCUUACUGGCUCAAAAACUCGCACGACAAUGCAGCAGAUCCCCUGAAGACUUCACCAACAUCCACGCCUUGCAAAAAGAGCUGGAUGAAUUGGAUGUUCGACGGAAGAAGCGUCACGAAAAGGAGUUAUUGGAAUGGAUGAAGAAUAACUCCCCUGUCGAGGAUGUGCCGCUUCAUGAACAAAAGCCAAAGCAAGUUGGGUUCGAGGUUGAGGAUGUCCUGGGUCCCAAGCCCUCUGAUCUGAGGGACAAUAGCGCUGCCUGGAAAGAGUUGCAAGCUAUGGUUGGCCUGCAGGGUGUUAAGCAGGAGGUCGAUCACAUAUUUAAUUUGGCCAGCCUCAAUCGGCAACAAGAAAUCGAAGGAAAGAAGAGUUUGCCGAUCAUGCUGAACCGCUGUUUCUUGGGAGAGCCAGGCGUUGGGAAAACCACUGUUGCCAAGAUAUACGGAAAGAUCCUCAAAGACUUGGGCCUGUUGUCGAAAGGUGAAGUUAUCGAGAAGACCCCAAACGACUUGAUCGGGCCCUAUAUCGGUCACUCAGAGAGGAAUACGCGAGAAGUCCUCGACCAGGCCAUGGGCAACUUACUCAUCAUUGACGAUGCACACAUGCUCUACCAAGGGUCUCGCCAGGGGACAAACAAUUCCGACUCCUUUCGGACUGGCGUCAUUGAUACUCUUGUGGCCAAUAUCUCGGGAAGCCCAGGUGAAGACCGGUGUGUUCUUCUUUGCGGCUACUCUGACAAGAUGAAAGCCAUGUUCUUGAAUAGCAACCCCGGGCUACAGCGUCGUUUUCCCUUGGAAAACGCGGUCAUGUUCAAUAACUACAGUGAGAGUGAGCUCUGCCAAAUCCUCGAGCAGAAAAUGGCGAGCGACGGGGUGAGCAUAUCAGAAGGCGGCCGUAAAGCUGCCCUAGACGUUCUCAGGAAGAUGCGUACGAGGCCUCGCUUCGGAAACGCUGGUGAAGUAGAGAGCCUGCUGUCUCGGGCGAGCCUGAGGCAGGUAGGAAGAUUGCGCGCUGCAAACGUGUAUCCUGUCGAUAUGAGUGACCACCCUUUAGAGGCGGCGGACUUUGAUCCAGAUUUUGAUCGAGCCUCUCGUGCAGACCAGGCGCGACAUGGUUUGUUUAAGGAUUUUGUGGGCUUCGAGAAGAUCACCGAGCGAUUCAGAAGAUAUCAGAAAAUGGCAGACGGAAUGCGGAGAUAUAAUAUAGACCCGCGACCACACAUCCCUUGGGCGUUUGUGUUCAAAGGGCCGCCCGGGACUGGGAAAACAUCAACGGCUCGGAAAGUUGGCAAGUUAUUCUACGACAUGGGCUUAAUUUCAUCGGAUGAGGUCGUUACCUGCUCCGUCACGGACAUUAUUGGCGAGUAUCUUGGGCAAACUGGGCCAAAAGUCAUCAGCCACUUUGAGAUAGGGCUCGGGAAGGUCCUGUUCAUCGAUGAAGCCUAUCGGUUGACUGGAGAUAAGUUCCACAAAGAAGCUGUCGACGAGAUCGUAGAUGCCAUGACCAAGCCGCGCUACGUUGGAAACAUGGUUGUCAUCCUGGCUGGAUAUGGAGAGGAGAUGGAAAAAUUGAUGCAAACGAAUCCGGGACUCCGGAGUCGGUUCCCUACCCAUAUCACGUUCCCGAACCUGACACCAGCACACUGUCUGCAACUCCUCAGGCAAACUCUUGCCAAGCUACAAAUCACGAUUCCACGCGAUCUGGACGAACCUGGAAGCGGAACUGGUAGAGCUCUUGACGAGCUUUUCAACCAGCUGGCCCGUACCAAAGGGUGGGCCAAUGGUCGGGAUAUUGAAACCAUCGCGAAGAGCAUAAUUGGAGACGUGUUUGUGAGGGUGGGCGAAGAGGAAGAUGGUUCACCGUUGGGUGGCCUCCAUGUCUCUUUCCAGGAGCUGACGAAGGCUCUUCUGGAGAUGAUCAGAGAGCUUUGUGUUUUCCGAGACAACAUUACUCUGAGACUUGAGGAUUUCAAAAUGCAAAGAGAGAAAGAAGCCAGCAUGAGCCACUCCAGUGUAUCCAUACGUCGCAAGUCGUGCACCCCCUGCUUCAAGGGGCGCCGCAAGUGCGAUCUCUCAUACCCAGUCUGCAAAAGAUGCGAAAAGAAUAACAAAACCUGCCAUUACGUAUAUCCACCGAACCAACGAGCGGCGACCAAUGUGGAGCUCUCCAAGUCCAAGGGACACUCAUCCCUCGCAAAGACGUCCUCGUCCGGCAGUCCGCCAGAUGAGCUUGUCCCCAUUCCGGACCGCAGCCAAUCCCGCACGCAACACCAGCUCAACUGGGAUGGCUCUUUAAUAAAGAUACGCCUUCCAGAACCCCUAGGUGUGCCGUCCAUCAUUGGCCAUCUGGGCGAAUUGGAGCCCGUGUUCAGCCUGGGCAACGAUGCAUGGAUCUUCGAGGAGAUGAAAGCGUGUCCGACCACAUAUGCCCAGGACACGGAGACCUUCUUCAUCCACAAAGAUCUGAAUCAAGGCGAUCUCGCCCCUGGUCCAUUACGGGCCGCCUGGGGAAUCUGCGCAGGAUGCAUAACCCUCAACAGCCGCAACCGGAAAUUCCUCUUCCAGGCCGUGGAUGCUGAGCUGGCAAAACUACUCAUGCCAACCCCCCUGAGUACCCUGUUUGAGGAUCUUGUCAGACUACAAGCAAGUGUCCUAUACCAGAUGAUCAGGCUUAUCUACGGUGGCAUAGAGCAGCGCAGGGCGGCCGAGCAGCAGGAAUACGUGAUGAGGUCACUUGGCCUCAAGCUCCUUCAGAGAUUGAAUGCCGGAGACGAAAUGGCGCAGGACAACUGGGAGACUUGGCUUUUGAAAGAAAGCGUCAGACGCACUGUUGUUGCCACCUUCAAGCUAUACACGCUCUACUGGUCAUUCAAAUACGGCGCGUGCACUGAGGUGAAUGCGAUGGCCCAGUUGCCCAUUUCCACCAAGACGGGAGUUUGGAGCUCCCCGCAAAACUUCUCGCAAUACCCGAGUACAGAUGAGACCAUUCCUUAUAGAGACUUCAUACUGUUGAAAUCCGUUGCUCCUCGCGGCUCAUUGGAGACGUUUGAAAAGAUGGUGGUCGUAAGCUGUAGGGGGGUGGCCGAGGAAGAUUACUUUGCAAUCAGAGACACGUUAUAA